Messenger RNA from Saccostrea cuccullata (small rock oyster), 1315 nucleotides. Its product is annotated as BTB/POZ domain-containing protein 6-like. Gene Ontology annotation, biological process: neurogenesis. The record is from RefSeq and is a predicted model, not a curated record. Lineage: Eukaryota; Metazoa; Mollusca; Bivalvia; Ostreida; Ostreidae. Gene Ontology annotation, molecular function: protein binding. Gene Ontology annotation, cellular component: cytosol. The annotation marks the transcript as partial. The transcript has 3 exons.
GCGACAGUUAUAUUAAAACUAUCAAAAGGGCCGGGAGAAAAUCGAAAUAUUUAGCGUACAAACUAUGCAGCACCGAAUAGGCCCAUAAAAAGGUGAAAGGAGAAUGGCGGCCUCCAUCAUUGAUGACUGGCAGUCCUGCAGAAACAUACAGUACUGUAAUAAAUACAUGUGGACCAAUCAGAUUGCUUGUGACAUAGAGUUCCUGGUGGGAGAGAACAAGGAGAGGGUGGCGGCUCACAAGUAUGUUCUGGUCAGCAGGAGUUGUGUCUUCUUCUCCAUGUUCUGUGGACCCCUUGCUGAAACACAAAGGGAAAUAACUCUACCUGAUAUCGAGCCUCCGGUUUUUAAGGCACUGCUUGAGUUUCUCUACACAGACUCUGUAGACCUACAGCCAGAUAUUGUUCUGCCAUUGCUGUAUGCUGCCAAGAAAUAUUCCAUCCAGGCCCUGGUGAAACAGUGCAUUCAAUAUCUUGAACUGGAUCAAACCACAGAGAACAUCUGUGCUAUUCUUGAACAAUCACAUCUGUAUGAUGAACAUGAACUUCAGAGGAAAUGCAUGAGCUACAUCUGUCGUCACACUAAAGAGGUAUUACAUUCAGAAGAUUUUCUGAACCUCUCCUCCAAAUGUCUUGAAGUUAUUUUAUCCAGUGAUGAAUUACAGAUUGAUGAGAAAUCAGUUCUAGAUGCUGCCCUGAAGUGGGCAGUUGCUCAGUGUGAGGUGAAAGGUUUGGACAUUAAUGCAGAGAACCAGAGGAAGGUUCUGGGGGACAUUAUCUAUCUGGUUAGGUUCCCCUUACUCGGGGAUCAAUAUUUCACUGAGGUUGUUGCAGAUAUGGACAUUCUGACUGAUGCUGAAAAAGUGGAACUCUUCAAGUUCUUCUUCAAGAAGGAGAGAAGUAAGAAAUGUAAGUUCAUUGCAAUAAAUAGAUACUCGGGAUUGGACUCUCCUACCUCCAUGACGACAUCUUUCCAUUCGGACGUAAAUGACAGUCGACCCAUACAGACUUGUAUCCGGUAUCAGACGGUUUACGAGGAUGGUUCAUGGUACUGUGGUGGUGAACCAGACGCCAUCUCCUUCACCUGCAAUGAGAAGAUCUCCCUGCAUGGUAUCCUUGUUUAUGGAUCGUACAUUGGAGAGGGAGUGUACGAUGUGACCUGCUCCAUUUACGAUACGAUGGAAAUAGAAAAGGUCACCAGAAAAACCAGGUUAAAAACCAGCGAGAGCCAGCACACAUAUCCAAUCCUAUUAGAGACGCCCAUAGAUAUUGGACCAGGAAAGAAGCACUCGUUAGUGGUGAAACUAAUUAGCUCUGAC